This is a messenger RNA of Papilio polytes (common Mormon), 3800 nucleotides long. RefSeq names its product zinc finger BED domain-containing protein 4. Gene Ontology annotation, molecular function: protein dimerization activity; DNA binding. The record is from RefSeq and is a predicted model, not a curated record. The transcript is spliced from 3 exons. Bases 440 to 2368 code for a protein of 642 amino acids. NCBI's taxonomy places the organism in Eukaryota, Metazoa, Arthropoda, Insecta, Lepidoptera, Papilionidae.
CAUACUUUAUGAAUGUAGAUGUUAGAUGUUUUGAGUUCUACGUUCUACAGCCAGAUUUGAAAUUGUGUUUAAGCAAGUGAAUUUCAAUCAGUGACUUUAAUAUAUGUAUCAGCAGUUUUUACUAGGGUUGUAACGGAAGUCCGCCUCCGCUUCCGCAAUUAAUGAUUACUCCGCAUCCGCCUCCGCUUCCGUUAUUUCUUAUGCGAAGUUAUAACGGAGGUUAACUAGAGGUUCGCUCGCUUAAGUCACCCGUGUGGAAUGGGAAAACUUACGCAAUCGCAUUUAGGUAUCGUUUGUGCGGCGGCCCGCGCCGACGUGGUCGGUCAACUAGCAGUUACACACGUUUCUCGACUCGUACGCGCGUGUCUGUCUUUGCGUUUCGAUUGUUAUUAGUGGAAUAUCCGUAAUAAGUUACUUUUUUAAUUAAAUCCCGUCCGCAAUGAAGCCGAAAACAAGCAAAAUUUGGCAGUAUUUUUUAGCAAUCGACGAUAAUUUUGCGACAUGUAUCACAUGUGGCAAAACAUACUCAAGAAAAGGUCGCACUACCACAUCAUUGAAAGGACAUUUGAGGUCCAUUCAUAUAGAAAAAUAUCAAGAAUUUUGUAAAUUAGAAGAACAGCAUGAAAUUAUGAAAUCGAAUCAGGAAGCGUCAGUUACACCAUUGUUAAAAGUAAAAAGGCAAAUGUCCUUAGAAGAAUCCUCGGAAAUCAAUCAAAUGUGGGAUACAUCUCAUCCUAAAGCACGGAAGAUGGACGAUUUGAUUGGAGAAAUGAUUGCUUUGCAAAAUCUUCCCUUCCAUUUUGUUGAAGGUGUUGGUUUUCGUCGCGUUAUGCAAGAUGCUUUGCCAAAUUACCAAUUAAGGGACCGUAAUUUUUUUACUGAACAUAUAUGUAACGAUAUAUAUGAAAAAAUAGCUGACAAGAUUAGACAUUUACUUAUAAAUUGUCUUAAAAUAUCAUUCACCGCAGAUAUUUGGUCGGAGCCAAGCGUUAAUGUGUCGGUUUUAAGCUUAACAGCGCAUGCAAUUAGUGAAAAUUUUACCCGUAUCCAAAUAGUUUUAAAGUGUUGCUUACUUUAUGACCGAUAUACUAGUGACACAAUUUGUGAGAAUGUCAAAAUGAUGCUACGAGAUUGGAACAUCAAAGACGAGCAAUUACAUUGUUUCAUUAGAGACAGUGGAUCCAAUAUGGUUAGAGCGAUGCAUUUGGUCAAUAUACCUGACGUGAGUUGCACGGUCCACCAACUACAACUGUGUGUUCGGUCUGCAUUCGAAACUUUUGAAGUAAAGGAAUUAAUUGCAAAAUGCAAGAUGAUAUCUGGACAUUUUAAACACUCAAAAAUAGCUCAAGAAGAACUGACUAAAAUCCAAAAAGAGCAACUAACUCAACUUCCUCUUCGCAUAAUUCAAGACUCUGUUACGAGAUGGAAUAGCACAUUCUACAUGAUUGAGCGUUUUUUGAAGAUCAAAGAUUCUCUAUGCCUCUAUGCUAGCAAACAUAAUAUUCCACAAAUCUCCCCAGAAGAGUGGUCGUCUCUUAACAAAAUAGUGUCAAUACUGACUCCAUUUGAAGAAAUAAGAAAUAGUCUAAUUGAUACAAAAACUUGUAUAUCAUCAGUGAUUCCGAUGGUAUAUGUACUGAAACAUACACUGAAACAGGAAAAGGACAAACCAGACACCAAUCAGGUAUUCGAAACCCUCAUUAGUGAACUAAUUGAUGAAUUAAAUUCCAGAUUUUCUGAUUUGUCAACUAAUACUUUGUAUUCUCUUGCUACGUAUUUGGACCCUAGGUAUAAAUUAAAGUUCUUUAAUGAGAUAGAUAAGGUAACUGUACAAUCCGAACUAUUACACUUGCUAGUCUUAAACGACUUGAACGAAGCAAAUACUGCACGAACUGCAAAUGUAAUAGGCGAUGAUGAUACGUUUACAUUUUUACCAAAGAAACCUAAAAUAGAGUUGAAACCGAGCACGAGCUAUCAGGUUUUAUUAGCUACAAAAAGUGUGCAUACAAAUCUGGCAGAAAUGUUAAAAAAUAGCAGUGACGAUGAAGAGAACAUAGAAAGUGACGAUACAACGAUAAAUAGAAACCUCGUAAUUUGGAAAUCACUCAUUAAUGAGUAUAACAAAGAAAAACGACUUCCUUUGGAAGACGACCCUUUGCUGUGGUGGAAAUACCACAUAAAAUACAAAGCUUUUGCUCCCAUCGUUCGCAUAUAUUUGUCAGCGAAGGCAAGUUCAGUUUCGAGUGAACAAUUAUUUAGUGAAGCUGGUUUAAGUUAUGAACCUUUGUGCACUCGAUUGGAAGGUGACGAAGCCGCAAAACGGUUGUUCGUAAAGUACAAUUUGCCUCUUCUCAAUUUCGAUUAUUAGGUAAGUUCUAAGUUACGAAUAGCAGUUUGUCACCUUCUUAUCGGUUUGGCAGAGAUUCAUUACUUACUACAUUACUACUUAAUAAUUGUUAUACAUCAUAUGUGUAUCACAAAAUGUAUCUUGUAAUAAUGUACCAAUCUCUAUUUAAAAAAAACGUAGUUUUAUUUUUUCUUUAUUUAAUAAAUCACAAUUAGAAUUUUAUUAUUCACUUCCGCCUCCGCUUCCGUUGAAUUCCGCAUCCGCACCCGCAACCGCUUCCGGUAAAAUAGCUUCCGUUACAAUACAACGUUCAAUAAUAGUUCACGUCAGAGGUCCCCAGCCUCGUGCUCGCGGGAGCCACGCCCCCGGAUCGAUUCGUAUGUGCUCGCCACUAUUCGGCACGUUUUAAUUUUUGUGGAUUGCUUAGCUAGGUUUAUUCAAUACGUUCGUAUGUGUGCGAUAUUGUACGUAUGACUAAUUUACGUUUUGUAAACAAACAUUUCUCUGAGUGUAUGCAAUUUUAAUAAUUAUUCAAUUACUGUGAAACAUACUUGUUUUUUAAGAAAUAAUAAGAAAAUAAAUGAUGGGAAAAUGAGAAGUUAUGGUAGGAGUUGGUCGAUUAAAAAUAUGCGGUGCCCGCCACGCGACCGAUAUUUGAGAAUGUGCUCUAGAGUACAAAAAUGUUAAGAACCCCGGGUUUACGUAAAUAUAGAUUAUUGAUAUCGUUAUAGAAUUCACAAAAUGAGAGAGUGUAAUGAAGUUAUAGACCGACAUGUAACUUUUCGUUCAGUAGCUGUUUUUUCGUUUAUGUUAUUUAUAUGUCCGAACAGGUUUUACAUGUUUUCUGACAAAAUCAACCGUGACAAUCACAAUGACAUUAUAUGGCAUUUUUGGGCCUCAAAAACCAACCUUUGAAUCGUUUUAAAUUAAAAUGUAGUUAAAAUAUAAUCAUGCCUUAACGUUUUUUACAAAAUUUUUAGUUUAGUAUUUUUAUAUUUAGAUAUUAAAAAUGGGGUGUAUUUGUUGUACGCUGGGUUCUGCAUUUUCAGUUAUUUUAGAUGCACUAGAAAGAAUAUCUAUGUGGACAGUAUGUGCCAUAUUAACUUGUUGUUUAACAAUUACUCUAAUAAUUAUAUUGUUGGUUGGAAUCGGCAUUGGUUAUCACUAUUGUUACGUACAUUACGUGGCUUCAGGAUGGAAUAAUACGAAGCACGCAAAUUAUUUUUACCACGCGUUUAAUAAAUUUAUCAGAGAAAACAUCCAUCGUAUCACAAAACGCGAAUUGAAAGCAAAUGGAAGUACAAGUGUUGAGUUUGGCAACAAAACCUAUUUAGUGGAAGGGACUCCAGUGUAUAAUGUUUCGAAAUCUUACCUUAUAAUGUAAUUUUACAUAAUGUAUAAGGGAAAUGCAUAAAGAUAGUUUAUUAGUAAAUAAAUCUUUUAUUACGUUUAA